AGUACGUAGCAGUUAAUUCAGUUAAUUCUACCUAUCACUUAAUAAUACGCAAUGAAGCUGCUAUUCUUUUUGGCUGUCCUUACAAUCGUACAUUCAGAACAAAUCACUAAAGUAAGAAAAUUAAUACAAUCAUUUAAUUAUGAAGAUGACGAGACUGAAAAAUUAAUAUCGGAAACCCGAACACUUAUAGCAACAACAAAAGCAGAAAUGGUCUCAUUACAAAAUACUGCAGGGAUUUUAAUGGAAAAUAAUAUACAGAUUCUAGAAAGAAAUAUUCAAAACCUAUCAGAUUAUUCUAACAAUCGUACUUCUGACCUAAUUGUUUUCUUAAAAAAUGAGAUUGAUUUAGCUGUGAGCAACAAAAGAGCUACGGACCCUGUCAAAGAAGAAUGUUUACUAGUCUAUGAUUAUUUAAGCACAUUACAAACAAGCUUUGAGAAACGGCUUGAGGUUUCUCUUACAACUGCUAUACGUAAUGCCAACCUAACCGUACGCAAGGAUUUUGAAUCCAUGGAUAUUAGAUUAUUAGAACUGGUUACAUUAAACAGGACUUUGGAUAUUUGCGAAGAGGUCAGCGCAUGCGUAUUAGAAGUUUCACAAAAAGUCGUAGACUAUAAUACAGAGUUCAUUGCAGAAUUUACUGAUAUUAAUACCAGAAUGAGUAGUGUACCUCAGGAUGCUCUUAAUGCAGCUAUUCUUAAUGCCAACUCCAGCGUUAACGAAGACGAAAAUUAUGCCUGCAAUUCAGCCAUAAUCAUGAUGUCAUGUGUAGAAAGUUUCGACAACAAUACAACUGAUACAACAACGACAUGGUUGCCAUCAAACCUACCUUCAACUACGUCACCAAUUUCUACGAUCACUUCAACCUACGGACCAUCAACCGAUACAACCAUGAGUACUUCUUCGGAGAUUUCUCCAAGCUACGAGUCAACUACUAUAGAUGUUACAACUGUCGGACCAAAUCCUAUAUAUACUAAAUGUAGACUAAAUAACUAUACAUUCUAAUGUAUACUUUAACCAUGUAACAUUUUAAAUCUCAAUAAAAAUUUAUAAAAAUUU
Molecule: messenger RNA, 1059 nt
Organism: Diabrotica balteata
Lineage: Eukaryota; Metazoa; Arthropoda; Insecta; Coleoptera; Chrysomelidae
Source: the annotation of a GenBank genome assembly